Messenger RNA from Epinephelus fuscoguttatus (brown-marbled grouper), 2260 nucleotides. RefSeq names its product beta 3-glucosyltransferase a (gene b3glcta). The record is from RefSeq and is a predicted model, not a curated record. Gene Ontology annotation, molecular function: acetylglucosaminyltransferase activity. Lineage: Eukaryota; Metazoa; Chordata; Actinopteri; Perciformes; Serranidae. The coding region runs from base 201 to 1697 and encodes 498 amino acids. The transcript is spliced from 15 exons. Gene Ontology annotation, cellular component: membrane.
UGAACGCAUCCCGCCAGCAGAGCGCGUCCCUGCGCCUCGCACAGAAAAUGGGGAUGCCUCCGAGCCGAGCACAAACCCACUCCCCGUUUUCCGUGAAACUGUGAAAAGAAAAAGCCCUGUUGUUUUUUUUAACACUGUCAGAAAGCCCAUGCGCUGCGAGCCUUCUCCACCUCCUACACCGCUCACAGGACUCACCCAGGAUGCUGUCGAACAACCCGCACAUCGGGCACAAAGUGGCAGGCUGUGUGAUUUUCCUCUCCCUCUUUCAUAUCAACUUUUCUGCUGGCAGCUCAGGAAAAGGCUCACAGAGUCAAGAUGAUAUGCAUGUCAUCCACAACAAUCAACUGGACCUGCGGGAGAUAGUGUUCGUCAUCCAGAGUCAAAGCAACUCCUUCCAUGUGAGGCAAGCAGAGAGACGGAAAGCAGACCUACUGAAGCAAGCACACAGUCUCACAGAGAAACCACCGGUGGUUUUGCUUCUUCACAGUUUAUCAGAUAAUGAGGGAGACUGGAGUAUCCUUCCUCUGCUGCCUUACUUAUCUUCCUCCUUUGGGAAAAACUCAUCCUGGAUUGUAUUUCUUGAGGAAGAAACAAAUGUGAAGAUGACUAAACUGGUUCAAGUCCUCGCAAAAUUUGACAAGAAUAAAGAGUGGUUUCUUGGUAAGCCCCUCCAGGACGAGGAGUCGACCAUCAUCCAUCACUACGCGUUUGCAGAGAAUCCCUCCAUCUUUAAAUAUCCAGAUUUUGCCGCUGCCUGGGCCUUAAGCACCCCUCUUGUUGUUCGGCUUGCAAACAAAGUGAAAGAUGAGCCACUUAAAUCUGACUUCACCAUUGAUCUGAAACAUGAGGUUGCCUUGUAUAUCUGGGACAACGGGAAGGGUCCACAUCUCACUGCUGUUCCUGAGCUGUGCACUGAGCCAGAGGACUCUCCUCAGACCCACCACUGUGCCACCACUCUGAGCGUCGAGCCACCUCUGUGUGGGGAGCCUGUAAACAAAGAAGAUAUAUUUGUUGCUGUGAAAACGUGUAAGAAGUUUCACAGUGAAAGAGUUCCAGUGAUAAAGAAGACAUGGGAAAAGGAUGCCUUCUUUUUAGAGUACUACAGUGACUAUGCUGAUACUUCAAUACCAACAAUUAAUUUAGGAGUUCCAAAUACUGAAAGAGGCCACUGCGGGAAAACAUUUGCAAUCCUUCAAAGAUUUUUAAGCAGCUCUGUCCCAAACACCAAGUGGCUCCUCGUUGUGGAUGACGACACACUUAUCAGCCUCUCUAGACUGCAAGUCUUGCUGAGCUGUUACAACCCCUCAGAACCAGUGUGUCUCGGGGAGAGGUAUGGCUACGGCCUGAGCCAAGGCGGCUACAGCUACAUCACGGGAGGUGGAGGUAUGGUGUUCAGCAGGGAGGCUGUGGUCCGGCUUCUUAACAGUGGCUGUAAGUGCUACAGCAAUGACGCGCCAGAUGACAUGGUGCUGGGAAUGUGUCUCAAUGCCCUUGGACUUCCUGUCACACACAGUCCUCUCUUCCACCAGGCGCGCCCAGAGGACUAUGCCAGAGACUUCUUAGCUCACCAGGUGCCCAUCUCUUUCCAUAAACACUGGAACAUCGACCCCAUUGAAGUUUUCAACAAAUGGCUUAAGGAGGACUUGAGGGCUAAAGCUUCAGAUGGACUUAAUAAGAGUGCUAAGACGGAGUUAUAAUCAUUUUAAGCACAAAACUAGCCUGUACGAGUAUGUAUGUAUGUAUGUAUGUAUAUACUGUGUGUGCGUGUGUGCGUGUGUGUGUGUGUGUUAUGGAGUCAUGGAACUGACAUAUUGUCCUUCACAGAUGUAAAUGUUUUUGUAUUGUUGAUGUUGAACUGUUAAGAGGGACCAUGCGAGCGUGUGUCCAUGACUUUAUCUGUAAGCGUCUUCAUGACUGAGUUGCAUGUUGAGGUUACUGUUAUUUUGGAAAUAUGUGUAUAUUUAUAUCAUAUGAAUAAUCUGAACCUUACAGAGGAGCCUCUUCUCUGGGAGAUACUGUACCUUUCAAAAAGUAUCACUAAUGCUGUACAAUGUGCUCUAUUUUGACAUAAAAGUAUAAAUAUUUGAGAAUGUUUUGCUUUUCUUUUCCAUCUGAGGCCCAUUAUAGGAUUUAGUUUAAACCAGUUAUGUAUAAAUUAUGAAGCUGUUAAAGGUUAAUUGAGGCUACAACUAAGAUGGUGAAACACAGACUGUUUGGUGCAGCUAAAAAGCAUUAAAACUCUCUAAAGCAAGCUGAAGGU